Molecule: messenger RNA, 426 nt
Organism: Episyrphus balteatus (marmalade hoverfly)
Lineage: Eukaryota; Metazoa; Arthropoda; Insecta; Diptera; Syrphidae
Exons: 2
Coding region: 1-426 (141 amino acids)
Source: RefSeq, a predicted model, not a curated record
AUGUCACAAUCCUUAGCAACAAAAGCAAGAAGCUGGUCUGUCACAGCAGAGCGGCAACUGCAACAUCAACAACAACAGAUUAAACCGCCAGCUAUAAACAACAUUACUUUGCAGCAGUUUAUGACUGCGUUAAACUCCCACAGCAACCACAAAUUCUUCAACAAGUUAUUAUCAAUCCAACACCAGCCGCGAUUCAGUUCCCGGUGCAAAAUAAUUUUGUUUCUAAUGCUACAGCUUAUCAACAACAGUACUGUAGAAACUCCAAAGGCAGCUGUUUUGUUGCAACAACAGCAGCAACUCUUGCAACAACAGCAAUUACUACAACAAGAACUUCAACAACAACAGCAACAAUUGUUGCAACAAAAACAACCUGUUUCACAACAAACCUCUGUGAUUCAGCCUUAUACACCGGUUAUUCAACAGUAA